AUGAAGCAGCACUUUAUCAACGCCAUCCUCGCCACCUCGGCGCUGCUGACGCCCCUUGCGUCCGCCGACUGGCAGUUCCGCUCCCGCCCGGACCUCGCUCCGCCGCGCCUCAACAUCACCAUCCCGGCCACCGCGGACGUCGAAGAGGGCUAUCUCUUCGUCGCUCCGUUCGCCGGUCUUCCCGACACGCCGACGGAGCAGCACGGGCCGCGCCAGGCCGGACCAUACAUCUUCCGUAACAACGGAGACCUGAUCUGGUCCGGAUAUGCCAUCUACAGCAUCUGGUCGACCAAUUUCCAGGCGGCGCGGUGGCGCGGCCAGGACGUGCUGUUCAGCUUCGAAGGUGACCACAACCCCGGGUACGGCCACGGCCACGGGCACAUCACGUUCCUGAACCAGCAUUAUGAGACGAUCCGAGAACUGCGGGCCGGCAACCAUAAGCUCGUUGACAAGCACGAGUUCCACGUCGUCAAUGAGGAGACGGGUUUGAUCCAGAUCUACCAGCCUGUACCCAGGGACCUGACGGCUUGGGGCGCGAAGCCCGAGCAGCAGUGGAUUGUGAACGCCAUCAUCCAGGAACUCGACAUUGCCACUGGCAAACUCCUCUUCGAGUGGUCUAGUCUCGACCAUGUCACGCCGGAAGAAGCAAUCCUGCCCAUCAACCCCGGACAAGCCGGCUCGGGCUACAACAGCUCCGACGCCUGGGACUAUUUCCACAUCAACAGCGUCGACAAGGACACCUCGGGCAACUACCUGAUCUCGGCUCGCGAUGCCUGCUCCGUGCUCAAGAUCAACGGCACCGACGGCACCAUCAUCUGGCGGUUGGCGGGCACCAACUCGUCGUUUGAGCUCGGGGAGGGCGUGGACUUUUGCUUCCAGCACCACGCUCGCUGGCUCUCGCAGGACGGCGACGAGGAGGUGCUGAGCCUGUACGACAACAGCGCGCACGGCACCGAGCACGGCGGCGGCAAAGAGGUGCAUACGGCCCCGACGAGCAGCGGCAAAAUCAUCCGCGUCAACACUCGCACCUGGAAGGCGGAGCUCGUGCAGGGCUUCUACCCGCCUGACGACCUGCUGUCCAAGAGCCAGGGCUCGACGCAGAUUUUGCCCGGGGGUAACGCGCUCGUCAACUGGGGAUCCUCCGGGGCCGUGACCGAGUUCAAGGCCGACGGCACGCCAAUCUUCCAUGCGUACAUGGACUCGGGCGAUCUCGGUGUCGCGGUGGAAAACUACCGCGCUUUCCGGUUCAACUGGACCGGUCUGCCCACCGAGGAGCCCGCGAUCGUGGCGCUGGAGAACAAGGAUGGCACCACGGUGUACGUUUCGUGGAACGGGGACACGGAGACCAAGGUCUGGCGGUUCUACGAGAUCACUGACGAGCACGGCUCUCGAGAGUUUUUGGGCGAGACCAAGCGCACCAGUUUCGAGACUUCGCUGCAUGUUCCCGGGCGUCGGGUCACUCGCGUCGCGGCCGAGGCGGUUGAUGUCCUGGGCGGCGUGCUGAGAGGCACCGGCAUUGCCAAGGUCGAGCAGGAGAUUCUUCCCAUCAGCGCCGGAAAGGGCCGCAAGGUUCCUCACCCUCAGACUGUUGAGGACCAGCACGUUGCUGAGAAGGUGCUGGACAAAUCCAAGAGCUUUUGGGAAGAGUGGUCCAUUCUUCGAAUCGUCGGUUGGCGCAAGGCCGGUGAUCUCUGA
This is a messenger RNA of Colletotrichum truncatum, 1695 nucleotides long. RefSeq lists its product as uncharacterized. NCBI's taxonomy places the organism in Eukaryota, Fungi, Ascomycota, Sordariomycetes, Glomerellales, Glomerellaceae. The record is from RefSeq and is a predicted model, not a curated record.